Lactuca sativa (garden lettuce) is the source of this 2159-nucleotide messenger RNA. RefSeq names its product putative UPF0481 protein At3g02645. NCBI's taxonomy places the organism in Eukaryota, Viridiplantae, Streptophyta, Magnoliopsida, Asterales, Asteraceae. The record is from RefSeq and is a predicted model, not a curated record.
UCUGAACCAUUUGGGAGUAUCAUCAGAUGGCUUUGGUAAACCCAUUUUCUAGCCUAACCUCCGGUGAUAAACAAUGGGUAGAUCAUAUUAGCAAAACCUUGAAACACCAGCUUGCCAUUAACGUCGAUACACCUUCACUGUCCAUAUUUCAAAUUCCUCAAAUCCUAAAAGACGAAAACCUGGAAGCGUAUGCCCCACAACGGAUAGGGCUUGGUCCUAAUCACCAUUUCAAGCCAGAGCUCUAUCAGAACAUGGAGCAAAACAAACUCACUUCCGUGAAAAGGGUACUUAAGUCUAAUAAAGUUGAAGUCUCUGUGGACCAAGUCGUAGAUAAUGUCAAAGAGAUCAUCCCCAUAAUUUGUGCUUGCUACGAUUUGUACCUUGAUGCUGAUGAUGACACCUUGGCAUGGUUAUUCACCAUUGACAGUCUCUUCUUUAUUGAUCUACUUGGUGCUUAUAUUGAUCAGCAGGUUGCAAUAGAUGCAAAAGAUAUUAUAAUGUUAGAGAACCAGAUUCCUAUAAUUGUAUUGAAGGAAAUCCAAAAGGUCCUAUCAAGUAGCUAUGAUGAAGGCCAAGAAGAUUUCUGGGAAUCUAAGUUCGGGUUUUUCUGUAAGUGCCACUCACCAUUUAUCCUCUCUAAAGAGAAAAUCGAUUUUAGUAGAGUAAACCAUUUACUUGAUUAUAUGUACCAAUCCAUCGUGAAAAAUGAAGAAUCGAUCUCACCAGAAGUUUACUUUCAAAAAUCUGGAAGUGGUCCAUCUGAAAAAGACGAUAAACUAGAAUUACUUGAAAUGUUUAUCCAACUCAUGGCACUGAUCCCAGGGACUAAACCAUUUCUUCAGAUCUUUGAAUCCAUCAGGAAAAACAUCUCAGAAAGUAUUGAGAAGAUGGUGACAGCUGAAGAGAUCAAGGUGCCUUCAGUUUCAGAGCUUCGCGAUAUUGCAGGAGUUAAGUUCCAUUUGUCACCAACUGACGGAGGAAUCAGAAACAUUAACUUUGUAGGUGAAAAUGAGCGGUUUUGUUAUCUGCCUCUUAUUACCCUUAAUAUUGAUUCAGAGGUGAUAUUGAGAAACUUGGUGGCUUAUGAGCAAUUAAUGGCAAAGAAAAGUUUUACCACUGGACAUGGUCUUGAACUCACUGAAUAUGUAGAUUUCAUGUGUGGUAUCAUCGACAGUGAUAAGGAUGUCCGGUUGCUACGUGAAGAAAAUAUCAUCAUAGGUGACUUGGGUGAUGAGGAUAUUGUUAAAUUGUUUAAUGGGAUUGCGAGAUCUCAGGGGAUAAUGAAUAGAGCAUCAGAUUUGAGGAAGACUGUGGAUCAAUUAAACAAAGUCUACCAAAGCACACCGAGAGUUUGGGUCCAGAAGAUGGUGGAGAAGCAACUUCGGGCUUCUGCCAAGAUGAUCACAUUCCUUAUCAGCAUUUCGAGCACACUGAUCUUGAUUCGUGAGGUGUAUUUGAAGACUUAUGGUUCCACUCCACCAAACAUGAUUUUUGAUGAUAUUGUUAGGACCAUAUUGAGUGGUUUUCUUCAUUGAUAAGGGGAUGGGUUUGUGUAUUAUCUAACGUCCUUGUUUUAACCAUCUGAUGUAUUAUAUGCCAUGAGCUAACAUAGUUAUAAAUUCAGUUCAAAGAACUGAAAUACAUGUACAAGAACACAAUGUGUGAUAGAGCCCAACAACUACCCGUACAUGAAGCAGCCUAGUUACCACAAUAUGAGACAUUCACUCGGCCCAAACCAAUCAUCAAGAAGCCUGCCUGAUUUCUAUAAUAAAGCAUGCGAGCUUUACCAAGUCAAACCAGUUAGCAUUUGAUACUUUCUUUUCUUUUGUUUAACAUGUGUUCUUAAUAAUUGGUUUUCACUUCCAGGUGUAACGCAUGAUUAGAGUAGCUUUAUUUUCUAUUUUUCAAGUAGUAUUUAAACAAUGUACUUUGGUUUUAAUGGAUUAUUCAGAAAACGGCUGUGGUUACUAUUUUGUUUCUCUUAGUUUUUGGAGGUUGACAACCUCGAAUACCGUUCCUAUCAUUUGGUGCUUUCAUUACCUAUCUCCCAACUAUGCCUCCCCUGAAAGAUGCUACAGCCUACAACCGACAUACCUCGUAAACCAGAAAAUAAACCCGGUGAACCUCCGAAGGACCACCUACAAGCACUUCUCCGUCUU